AUGCCCGCCGGCCAGGUGCGCACCUUCGGCGGCUCGGGUUACCGCGAUCGCUCGGAUACGACACGUUGUGACGACCGGGGAGUUAUGUGUCGAGAAACAUUUUCCAACGCAUUACGUGGCUGCCCGAGAUGUCUUAUCGUAGAUUCUACUGGGUGGCAGAAGGGCAAGACGAUGCUGCUGGCGUCGCUGGGCGCGUGGAUCCUGUUCACGCUGCCGCUGGGCUUCAUCCAGCCGCCCGCCGUCAGCUGCAUCCAGCGCGCCAACCACUCGUGGGUGCUGGCCGGCACGCACGUCGACAACGCCAUCGUCGAGAAGCGCAGCGUCCCGCCCGGCGGGCCCCCGGCGGAGCUGCUGCUGGUGCCGCUUCCGGAGGAACUGGAGCUGGAGUUGGCCUCCAGCGGCGGGACCGCCACCGGCACCGGCACGGCCACCAGCGCCGACGGGGGCGGUGCGGGCGGCGUGGGCGGCGCGGGCGGCCUCAGACGAGAGCGCCGCUCCCUGCAGCUGACGGCCGGCCAGAGCCCCAUUGGCGUGGGCUACGCCAGCAACUACAACGAGCAGCAGCACGCCAGCUUCGUCUCGCCGCUCUUCUCCUCCAUGGUGUACCGAACGCAGGACAUCGAGAAGGCCUUCUUCCUGCUGCUUCUGCUGGUGAUCAUCGGCGAGUUCUUCUCGGCGCCGGCCAUCACCCUGGCGGACUCGGCGGUGAUCACGCUGCUAGGCGAGGACGCGGACCGCUAUGGCCACCAGCGCAUGUUCGGGUCGCUGGGCUGGGGGCUGGCCAUGUUCUUCGUGGGCAUCGCUCUGGACCACUCCACCGCCUUCCCGGGCCACCCCUGCGGGCCCGACGCGCACGAGAAGAACUACACCAUCUGCUUUGCCACCUUCUCCGUGCUCAUGGGCGCCGCGCUCAUCACCGCCACGCAGACGAAGAUGUUCGCGCAGACGACGCGGGAGAUGCCCGAGUGGGUGACGGUGAUGAAGCAGUUCGCCAACCUCAAGUGCGGCUCCUUUCUCUUCGUCGCCUGGUUCAUGGGCUUCGGCAUCGGGCUCAUCUUCACCUUCCUCUUCUGGCACUUGCAGGACUACGGCGGGUCGCCCACGCUGUUCGGCGUGGCGUCGGUCAUCAAUCACAUCAGCGAGAUCUUCGCCUACUUCUUCAGCUUCCGCCUCAUCCGCCAGAUGGGCCACGUGAAGGUGCUGUGCCUGGGGCUGGUGGGCAACGUGCUGCGCUUCCUCUACAUUUCGUACCUCAGGAACCCCUGGUGGGUGCUCCCCUUCGAGUUCAUGCAGGGCACGACGGCCACCUUCCGCGGCUACGGCGUGUGCUGCCUGCUGGUGCUGGGCGCGUUCGUCUUCAUCAACUUCUACCGGCGCGACACGGGCUUCGUGUCGGAGCUGCCGGCGGCCGAGGACCCGCACCAGGUGGCGGAGGAGACGGCGCACCUGGCGCCGCACGGCUCGUCUGCUGGGCCGUGCGGAGGUACCACCAAUCCAUUCCUGCAGAACGGAGGCGGGGGCGGGGGUGGCUACAACUACCGGGCGGCUGAGCCUGUCAGCGAUGAGGCCAUCCGCAGAAACUUCCAGCGUUACAACGAGGUGCUGUCGGAGUAUGAGGGUUCUGCAAGCAAAGCAGGCGGCCCGCCGGCGCUGACCCGCCUGCAGGCGCAGCAGCCGGUGCCGUCCACGGCACACGCCGCCUAUGACUGGUAGGCACCUGGCAUGGUCCCGCACAGCACACAAUUUGCCCUGGGAAAACAGCCAGGGCCAAACAUGUAUUGUACACGUGCAGCUUAUCCGUCAUAAUGGAAACAGGAUGGCGUCAUAAUGGUAACAGGAUGGCAACCAUCUUGCACUGGGUCAAGGAAAGAGCAUGUAAAGGAUGAUGGCAGAUCAACCCAACAGUUGAAAUAACGAGGCAAAUCAUGGGCAGUCUUUCAACGUGACAAAAUCUCAAUUUUUGUCUUGUUCCUAUUUUGCAAAUAAAACAUGCAGUUUAAUAUGUUGCACUAAGGUGUACUUACUAUUUCCUUAGACAGCAUAAAAGAUGAAUGCAAAACUAAAAUUCCGCAAAAUGCCAAUUUGGAGACACUUCUACUGA
Molecule: messenger RNA, 2101 nt
Organism: Gryllus bimaculatus (two-spotted cricket)
Lineage: Eukaryota; Metazoa; Arthropoda; Insecta; Orthoptera; Gryllidae
Source: the annotation of a GenBank genome assembly